UGGGGUACGCGAUAUAAGACGCGUGCGGUGUCCCGCGGCAACAGUUGACGGUCGCUAAGGAUCCUGUGUGUGUUGUGAUUGUUUUUACGAUGUGUUCCGCAAAAUGGUUGAUAUGUACGUUGAUGGUGGCGUGCGUGGCCGUGCGACAAGCCUCAGCAGCGCCAGCCGCACAACAGGAAGAUCCGCCUAUGCCUUAUGAAUACAAAUACGACGUAGAAGACCAAGAGAAGGCCCUCUUCUUCGGAGCGAACGAGGCCGGCGACGCGCAAGGCAAAGUCAAUGGCGGCUACAAAGUACUCCUACCUGACGGUCGUCUCAUGACCGUUGAAUAUACUGUGGAGGGAGAUAGUGGAUUUGUACCGAAGAUCAGCUUCGAGGAUAAUGCUAAUCCGUUUGGAAAAGGGAAAUAAGUGAAGGAUUACUUGGAUUAGGAAUAUUGGGAUAGCCUGUUACUGAUGGGAAAAGUUUGUGAUUAAAACGUAACUGCAUCAUUUUUAAUUAUUGGCGAUUGAUGGACUUUUACGUUUUUGCAAAAAGGUUAACGAAUUGUCAGUUGGGUAAAACUAUUUACGAUGUCUUGUUUUUGUUCCCAAAAAUUUGACGGAGUUGAGGUUUUUGUAUUGAGAUGAAGUUUAGUUUGUAAUUUCUAUCAUGUAAAAUAUAAUCAACAGGUUAGAAAGAUGUUUGAUGACUUUUUUUGUUUAAAUGUGAGUCCAAAAAAUCUAGAUGAUUUGUGAUCUAAAACUAUGUCUUUUUCUAUCAGGAACAGGAAAGAUAAACGUAAAUCUGAAUAUGAUCUUAAUAGAAAAAUUAUACUGCCAGUCUGCUCUGAAGAUUCCAUGGUAUACAUAUUGAAGUUUGUGCGUUUGAACCAAAAUCAUUGUAAGUAAGUACUUAAUAAAUUUCCAAACGAUUUUCUUGUGGGCGUGAGUUUAUGAUAAACAGAACAAACGAUUAACUAUUUUUUUCUUUUUAUUUCAAUUUUUUUUAAUAAUUUCAAGUUGAUUAUAAAUAAUUAAUUUCUGGUUCGAAAUUGUUUGGCAUGUCAUAUGCAUGUUUUUGAAGCUAUAAUGAUGGUGUUCAAACGCUCAAUUAUGCGAUACAAUAUCUCGUUUUUAAGUAACUUAGGUAUUUCCUUUUAAAACUUUCGAUUUUCAUAAAGUCAGAUACGUCAGAACAGCAUUUAUACUACCUUUCAGAAACUGUAACAUUUAUUUUUUGUUUCUUUUGAUCCAAACUUAAGACCAAUAAAUUGGAGAAUUAGGUACCUAUGUAUCCAAUACUUAGUGUAAUUUUAUUGUUUUUUGUGUUUUUUUUUUUAUUGUUUUAUUCCUGUACAUUGUGUUCUGUAAUAUUUUCGUAUUUUGUUAAAACUGAUCACUUUUUUGUUUUAACUAUAUUCGUUUUACUAAUAACCACUAUACUUGUACAAAUUUUAAUUGGAAUAUUAGCGAUUGUAGAAAGUUACCAAUUCUGUGAUUCAAUUAAUUAUAGAUAAGGCCACUAUUGCCAUUAGCUUUAAGAAAUUAUUAGUGUAUAAUUUUGUAUAUGACUAUUGUUCUAUCAUCGAACUAUGUAGAAUUUGUAUACAAAUAAAUAUUUACGAUGACU
Messenger RNA from Cydia fagiglandana, 1611 nucleotides. RefSeq names its product cuticle protein 18.6-like (gene CPH5). The transcript is spliced from 3 exons. The record is from RefSeq and is a predicted model, not a curated record. Lineage: Eukaryota; Metazoa; Arthropoda; Insecta; Lepidoptera; Tortricidae. Gene Ontology annotation, cellular component: extracellular matrix. The coding region runs from base 90 to 410 and encodes 106 amino acids.